Acanthamoeba castellanii str. Neff is the source of this 552-nucleotide messenger RNA. RefSeq lists its product as uncharacterized. Bases 1 to 552 code for a protein of 183 amino acids. The transcript has 4 exons. Lineage: Eukaryota; Discosea; Longamoebia; Acanthamoebidae. Gene Ontology annotation, cellular component: nucleus. Gene Ontology annotation, molecular function: ATP-dependent H2AZ histone chaperone activity. The record is from RefSeq and is a predicted model, not a curated record. Gene Ontology annotation, biological process: regulation of DNA-templated transcription; chromatin remodeling.
AUGGGAGAGGACGCCAAAUUCGAUGAGGAAUUUUGGAAUGCCGAGAUGUUCAAGGAGGAAGGCGAGGACGAGCUCUACUUUACUGAAUCAGAGUCUGAGGACGAAGUGGACGAGGACUUUGACGCACCCGAGCCCACGGAGGCCGAGGUCGCGGCCGCUGCGGUGACGGACGAGAAGGAGGCGCUGGAGGUGGAGAAGAAGAAACCCCAGACCAAGCGCUACGUGGAUCCCGAACGACAGAAACAGGGCGAGGGUCCGCCGAAGUCGCGUAAGUCGUCCCGCUCGCUCACGGUGAAGAAAAUGCAGGAGGGAAAGCAGCGACGCAUCGAAGAGCAAGAGAGAAGGAAGCGACCAUCGCUGAAGGCCGAGACGCGAGCGCUGACGCAGGAGGAAGUGCUCUCGGAGGCCAAGGAAACGGAGAAAAUCAACUUGGCGCUUCUUGAGGAGAUGCUGAAACUCGAAGCCAAGCAGAAGCCCGUCAUCCGCAAGCAAAGAGUGUACGUCUGGCCGCCGCAUUACAUAACCCUUGGCACACUGCGACCGUGCCCGUAA